AUGAUUCCUAAUGAUUUUGAGCCUCAUGGCAGUAGUCAUUACAUGAGUAAGACUGCUAUCGAUAUUCUUCAGCUUCUUUGUACUUUCAGUUCCUUGCAACUUGACAGUUUCAGGUCAGUCCGCCGCAUGGCAACGGUGUGCUUGCGGGCUUACAUCAAAUCUAGUUGGGACGUGGGGACGUGCUUCAGCGACUCUAUACUGGGCCAAGAUGGGUACCUCGACUGUCAACAGCAUCAUCUUCGCUACCUUUCACUCGUUACUGCUGGCGAAUGCUAUACUUCGAGCGUACCAUUGGUGGUCUUCUCGCGAUUGGAAACACUAGCUUGGAAGGGAAUUCGAUGGGCACCACAAUUUGAUGCUCUGAACACCUUCCUUGUUAAGUACGACCUCAAUGUGAAGUCACUUGAGCUUGACUUUAUCUCUUCAGAUGAUGUGGAACGUAUGGAAGAUGCCCCUUGGGAACCUCGUCUUGCCCAAGCCCAAGGCUUCCUACGAUGCAUGGUUAGGCGCCGCGACGAUCUUUUUGAACCUACUCUGUGUUACCUGGAGCGCCUUUCGCUCACAUCCGGAUCAUUUGGAGGCCCAUUGAAUUCUAUGUUUGCUUUUCUGAACCUCCACAGAGUCAAACAUUUACGCUUGAUUAAUUGCAAAAGGACUGCCUCGCUCCUACUCCAAAUAUGGAAGUCUCAGUUCAACAUCCUUGCCUCCAGAGUAGAAUUGGUACUCACGAUUCCAACCCGACAUCCGGCAGAAAUUUGGGAGUUCUUGCUCGUUCUUGCCGAGCCAAAAGACCUAUUCAUCCUCUUCAGCUGCGUUGUACCCCACGUAGACUUAUUCCAGGCUCUCUACCGAUAUCGUUUUUUCAUGCAUAGGCUCACUUAUCACAAAAGAGAACCCAGAAUGGUGGCAAUAGACACUGAUACGAUCCAAGAAUGGGUCGAUGCACGCUGCGAGGAUCUCUUGUACCCUAGCCUCAUCAGUCUCUUGCGCGACGCACUCCACCUGACGGCGCUCGGCAUCUGCGACAAACCUUCCAGCCUACAAAGCGCCCUACAAGGGAACGCCAAAGACUUUACGACCAUCAAGCUCCUCCACCUCCGCUUCACCGGCAAAUCGCAGCCCAAACCUAAAUUCGCAGACGAAGAUGACUACGGGGCUGGCGACACGUUCUUCACACAAGCGCUACACGAUCUCGAACCAUCGACGAGCAUAGGUCUUGACCUCUGGCCUCGCGACUGGAUUGCAGAAGAAGCAGAAGAACUCGAAGAAUUCGCCGACUGGGCAUUCAGCAGUGAAGGCUUCCCGAAUCUGAAAGUGCUUGCCUCGGGAGACUUCUCGCAUGAUGGUCGCUAUGCUAGGAGUCAGGCUAUGUGGUGUCGGGUUGAGCACUUAGCAAACGAGGACAAUGACAGGAUCAAAGCGGGAGGCAGGGGAGAUAAGGGAAAGGGAAAAGAAGUAAUCAGGGCCGGCUCAAGGAUUUGCUAUCGUAGAAUGACAGGGACGGAGAUUAGAAAGGAUGAGUUUGUUCAGGAGAAUAUGGAUAUGUUGGCUUCGUGUCCGGUUACACCCUAUUUCUUGGAGUAUGCCCGGAAAGACAGGUUUCCGGGCGUGGGGUAG
Bacidia gigantensis is the source of this 1617-nucleotide messenger RNA. RefSeq lists its product as uncharacterized. Bases 1 to 1617 code for a protein of 538 amino acids. NCBI's taxonomy places the organism in Eukaryota, Fungi, Ascomycota, Lecanoromycetes, Lecanorales, Ramalinaceae. The record is from RefSeq and is a predicted model, not a curated record. The transcript has a single exon.